Messenger RNA from Clarias gariepinus (North African catfish), 4806 nucleotides. RefSeq names its product zinc finger and BTB domain containing 49 (gene zbtb49). Lineage: Eukaryota; Metazoa; Chordata; Actinopteri; Siluriformes; Clariidae. The transcript has 9 exons. The record is from RefSeq and is a predicted model, not a curated record. Gene Ontology annotation, molecular function: protein binding; RNA polymerase II cis-regulatory region sequence-specific DNA binding; DNA-binding transcription factor activity, RNA polymerase II-specific. Bases 389 to 2521 code for a protein of 710 amino acids. Gene Ontology annotation, biological process: regulation of transcription by RNA polymerase II.
ACGAGGGUCAUACGUUUAUUAUAGAACAUAAAAACACGGGUAUUUUUUUUAUUGUGUUUGAUUAUUUUAAAUAAUGUUCACAUUUACAAAGAACACCUACCGUGCAGAAACAAAAGCCUACUUAUGGUUCCCUGAGAAAAAAAGAUACAAGAUAAGUCUAAAUCAAACACUGAUUAACGUAUAAACUAUAAAAAUAAUACGUUAUAUUUUUACAAUAGCUAGGAAAUGUAUAAGCAGUUUAUUAUACGAAAUCAUAGUAGAAUACAAAUUACUUAAAGGAAAAAACUAAACGUCGCCCACUGUAACAGGAAGUGACGUUUCAAAUCAACAGUGACUGUUCAGCCGAAGAAAAGGUUGUGUAUGUGUGCUGUAUUUGCAUGAGUGCACGAUGGAAGGGUUGUACACACAUAGUGUGUAUCUGCUCCAGGAGCUGCAGGAACAGAGGAUUCAGGGGCUGCUGUGUGACUGCACGCUGGUGGUGAAGGGUGUGUGUUUCAAAGCACACAAGAACGUCCUCGCCGCAUUCAGCCCCUACUUCAGAUCCUUGUUCCAGAACUCUCCAGCAGUAAAAAACGACGUGUUUCAACUGUCUAUUCAGGAUGUAGGGGGCAUCGGACAGAUUCUGGACUACAUGUACACUUCUCACCUGGAGCUUAACCCGGACAAUGCGCACACACUGCUGCACAUUGCACAGAACCUACAGGUGUCUAACAUCAUUAACAUGUGCACUUCAUACUUAAAGGCAGUGACUCCGCCCCUUUCAAUGCCGGAUUGUGUCCUGGGGAGCCCUUUACCCACAGAGCCAGACUUCCAGAGCACUGUCUCCAGUGAUAUCACCAAUCCCAAUAUUCAAUACAGACGACCUCAACAGUUAACCCCGGUAUCAGUGGCCCCACCCGCUGGCAACCUGGAAGCGGCCAGUAGUCUUCCAGCUCAUGGAUGUAAGCUGAGGAACUUUUACAGCAGACAGUAUUUUAAAAAGGUGGCUGAGGAGCAGAACAGUAUGCAAGUUGCCAAUCAGAACCUUCAAAAGCCACCCACAAAUCCAGACAUCCAACCGCUGCAUUCUGUGGCGUCUGCGACGAGCAGUCAGACACCACCAGACGCAGGAAAUACUGCUGUGUCUCAAUCCACUGGUCCUGCGAUGUCACAGCCAUUACCGUGCUAUGCAAACGCCACUGUGCUGCCUACUUCAUCAUCACCACUAUCAUCAUCCACUUCCUGUUCUAAUACACCUGCACUUCCUGUUAGUGGAGCAAAAAGCACCGCUGUGUCUCGCACCAUGUGCCCUAAAAAGGCUGUCUACCUGAAGAAGUUUAAUUACCAUGUCUUAGAUGAUGGGGUGGAGCCCGAGAGUUUGAUUGAAAGCUGCAGUUCGGAAAGAGACCAACAGGUGGGGACAGAACGCAGGCCAGAACUCGUCAGCAUAGACGCGCCCACUGAGGAGCCAGCGGAGGAGCCCGACCCCAGGACGCUAACUAACCCCGCCCCACCACAGCAGCUGGAGGAGACGUGCUCUCAAAGUCAGGGGUCUGAAGGGUCAAAGGUCACAGAAAGGAGUUACAAGUGCUGCUGUGAAGUGUGUGGGAAAACUUUCAAACACCCCAGUAAUCUAGAACUACACAAACGCUCACACACUGGUGAGAAGCCGUUCCAGUGUAAUGUGUGUGGAAAGAAGUUUUCUCAGGCGGGAAACCUGCAGACUCAUCUGCGGCGCCAUUCAGGAGAGAAACCCUAUAUUUGUGAGCUCUGUGGAAAAAGUUUUGCUGCAUCAGGUGAUGUUCAGCGGCACAUUGUUAUCCACUCAGGAGCCCGACCUCACCUGUGUGACAUCUGUGGACGAGGUUUUGGCAACCUCAGUAAUCUGAAGGAGCACAAGAAGACUCACAGUUCAGAAAAAGAAUUUAUCUGCGAUCAGUGUGGCAAGUCGUUCAACAUGCAGAGAAAGCUAAUCAAACACACAAUGAGACACACUGGAGAGAAACCGUACUGCUGCCAGACCUGCGGUAAGUGCUUCGCCGGCUCAGGUGACCUCCAGCGGCACGUGCGUUCACACACAGGUGAGCGUCCAUACGUCUGUGAAACCUGCGGGAAAGGUUUUACGCGCACCGCGGUGCUACGCCGUCACCGAAACUCCCAUUGCAACGCCCAAACACACACUGCGGCCUCCACGGACACAGAUCCUACACACACCGUAACCUCAGUCACUCAGUCACCACACUCUCCACAUUCCCACAAUCAGACUGAACUCUGUGCUCUUCCGCAUCCCUCCUCUGCUCCGCCUCCUCCAGAAACUUCCAGACAACCUCUGGCCCCUCACGACGAUGCUUCCACUUCAUUCUUCUCCCCCCAAUCUUCUUCUUCUUCUUCUUCUUCCUCUUCAUCGUCUCUCCCAGAUCUGCGCUCUAGCGUUCCACAUCAUUUUAUAUCCAAGCCCCUUACUUUGAACUUGAAGGCUCCACCCCAUCCUCUAAAGCCCGCCCUCCACUCAGACUCGUCCUUUAGCUGGGACUCGCAAUGAGAACACGGUCUAAAACUCGUCCCCAUUUUUUCCACCAGUUUUACCAGUUCUUUAAGAUGAAUAAAAUGUUCAUGAAUGAUGUUUUUACACCAGAUCAUUGGAAAUUGGUAAAAAGUAAAAAUUCUGAUACCCAAAUGCUUUGUCUGUGGUUUCUUUUUUAGUGUUAAUUAAAUGAUGAGAACUAAAUCCUCCAGUUUAGAAGUGUGGUAACUGCAUGGCCAAGUUAUUACCAUGGCCACUAGAGUGCACCAUGUUCUUAAGGUCUUGACUGGACAUUAUAUGCUAAAGCAGAUAGAAAGUUUCUCUUCCUGAUUUUCUGUUACACACUGAUAUUUAAUCUGUCACUGCUAAGACUAAUUUAAUACUCCACAUCUGGGCCAAAAAAACAUAGUUGAUGAAGGAUGAUUUUUCAGCUGAUGUCAUGCUUGUUCUACGAUUUAAAACAAUUAUCUUCCGACUGCAAUGAUAGUAAUUUCAUUCAUUUCUAUUCUGCCUGAAAGUAUAAUCAUCUUUCAUCUUGUUAAUAUGCUGUUGUUAAGGACAACAAUGGCUUUUUUGUGCUUUAAUUCUGUUGUGUGUGUGGUAUGUGACCUUGCCUAUUUGAUCAAUGAACCUUCGUGUGUGUGUGUGUGUGUGUGUGUGUGUGUGUAAUCACUGCAGUAUCCUUUCUAUGCUACACUAAUUAACAUGAAUUUGAGAGCCAAUGUUAUCUUUAUGCUUCAGUGAACAGAGAAAUGAAAUUCAAUCUACUCAAGAACCCUGACGCUUGCCGGCCUAGAAAAUGAAGGGGUGAAUGGGUGGCAGAGAGUACCCUCAGACGACCAUGUUCAUGCAGGUAGGCGUGGUGAGCUCCAAAAUAAUUGGUCGGAGUGGUCAAGUUGGUUAUGGAAAAAUGUGAACAUGGUUAUGGACCUGCCUGCAGAAGUGUGCCAGUGUUUUCUGAGGAAGCUACAGAGACAGAAAUUUCUGCAAGGAUUAUUGUUGGUGAUUUGGAGAAAAUGGAGAUUUAAUUUAUUAGGUGUUUUCUGAAAAACAAUCAAACAAAAAACAGGAUACAAUUAUACAUCCAACAAACCUAAUAUUUAGUUAAAUAUUCCUAAGCAUGUUUUACCUUUAGCGGAUGCUUUGGAGUUCUGGUUGGACAUUUGUCCCCUUUUCUUGGCAUAAUUUCGUGUGUUGGUGGUUUCUUGGCAUGGACUUGACUUUUAAGGAUCGUCCGCCAAUCCUUGCUAGGGUUGCCGCAACCUGCCUUGAUGUAUGUUUGGAGUCAUUUUCCUGCUGGUCCUGAUGACUUGAAGCUACUGUAUUCUGAAGAAUUCUCAGGAUGUCCUCCUUCUUCAUUAUUUCAUUCUCUUUCUGUAAUGCACCAGAUCUGCCAGCAGCUAAUCAACCCCAAAAGCAUGAUUCCAACCAUGCUUGACAGCUGAUACCAUGUUUUUGCAGUCUUAUGUCUUAUACUUCUCUUCCAAACAUACCUCUGGUCAAACCAUUCCCUGGCCAUUUUUCUGCGUCCAUGUCGGCAACUGUAAACUUCAGACGAACUUGAAGGUCUUUUUGGAGCAGAGGUAUCUUUCUAGGACAGCAGGCUUUCUCUCCAUGGUGAUGUAAAACUCACUUGACUGUUGACGCUGACACUGGUGUUCUAGGAGAUUCCAGUUCAUAGCAGGACGCUGCCUUGGUGGUUCCUGGGUUGUUCCCCACCAUCUGAACAAACUUUCUCUCAGCUUCGGGUGACAGUUUGGGUCUUUUUCCAGACCUUGGCAAAGUGGCUACACCUCCCAAUAGCUUGUGCAUACGGUAUGUAGAAUUGUUUAACUAAUAAAAACGGCUCCAAGAGACAUUGCUGACUUGUGUAUUCGAAAUGCACUGAGCUCCUUUUACUGUGUGUCAGUCAAUCCAAUAAGUUCUAACAAACAAACCCUUUUUAUGCUGCACAAAGAAGCUACCAGCUGUAGUCAACCAUCAUCACAAACACAUUAGAAGACAGGUAGGGUUUAAACAUUUUUUUUUUUUUUUUUUUUAGUUUUUUUUAGGACCACUGAAUUAUUAACCUAAGUGGGUGUACACAUGGGUAUUUUUUUUUUAACAUUUAUGCAAAAGUUUUAUUUUGGGUUAAUAUCAGGAAACUCAAAAUAAUUUCAAUAUUGUGCUUUAAAUUCCUAGGGUCUUCUUCUACCAAAGAUGUGUGUAGUACAAUUAUUCUGCCACACAAAAAGACCAGCUGAAAGAAAUCAUAACAUCAUUUUUUCCUUUAAGGAACUAUUUUCUUGCCAUUCAGCAUCACA